GGCGAAUUGCACAUGCCGCAAUGAGCGGGAACGAAAUUCAGGCCGCGGUUGAUCUUGAUCGCUACGUUAUCUUAUGGGCGCGAACCGGUGGACGCGGAGACGGCUUGCGUAUAUGAGUGUGUAACCUGGCCUUCAAGCGCCUAUUCUUCCCUUGGGCGUACUCUCUGCUCGGUGAUCGUUUCAUACCCAAGAGAUGAGCUUCUCUCAUUGGAAGAUCCCGAAUAAUGGUUUUGGGGUAAUGGACGAUCCGGUGCCCUUGAGGCCACCAUACCCAUUGUACCUACGUGGACAUCGUAGACCACUUCGCUCGGCUUCGGGAGAUAGUUGGUUGAGUGACGCACCGACGCUCGAGAUGUACGACUAUGCUCCACACUCUCCACCUCCUUCUGGUCACAAAGCUGAUCCAACUUGUGCGGAGGCGCAUCCAGGGAUUGCUCCCCGGGAUCCCGUAGGAUGGGCACUAUGUGCCAGGGUGAUGAAAGAUCAUGACCACGAGAUGGUCAAAUCGCUAAAAGACGAAAUAGACUCAUUGCUCGUCUUCGCUGGUCUCUUCUCGGCCGUCGUUACGACCUUCGUCGUAGAUUCGUACAAGAAUCUACAACAGGACUACGGAGAGACGUCCACUCAGCUUCUCUACACCAUCGCUCAGCGACUUGAUUCCCAAAACAAUUCAUCUUCUGAGACGCAAGCACCUCAUCUCGCUGAUCCCAAUCAGAAUUCGUACUACCCUUCGUCGUCGUCCAUUCGAAUAAACUCGUUCUGGUUUUCGA
Punctularia strigosozonata HHB-11173 SS5 is the source of this 770-nucleotide messenger RNA. RefSeq lists its product as uncharacterized. The transcript has 6 exons. The record is from RefSeq and is a predicted model, not a curated record. The annotation marks the transcript as partial. Lineage: Eukaryota; Fungi; Basidiomycota; Agaricomycetes; Corticiales; Punctulariaceae.